AAUAAAUCGCAUAGCAAAAUAUUGAAAUUAUAUUUUUUUUUGCAAAAGUUAAGAAUCAUACAGCCAAAAUGUGCAGCGUAUAGUUAAAGACAUUAUUAAUUAACAAUAUUUUUUUAAUCAUAUUAUUGGCAACGGUUUAGUGUUUAGAUGUCUCGUUGCGACUAUGACAUUAUAUUCUAUAGAGUUUUUUGCGUUACGCUUCUCGGAAUCGCGUUAAUAUUUACCGUUAUACUAACUAAUGUGUUUAUUAAUAUUGAUGGACUGUUAUCAAGAACUGAAACAUCGAAAGAUGAUACGGUCAUACAUGAUACAGCCAAUAUGCGUUGGCGAGAAAAACUCAGUGAUGUGAAUGUUCGUAAAAAUGAAAUGCAAUACGAUGAUGGUGAAGAUGAUGAAACACACAGGAAUAAGAGAUCAAUUAUGGAAUCAACAAAUUUCAUGUCUCAUGUAAAAAACCCGAAAAUAAAGGAAAUAUUGACCAACAAACUUGCAUCUCUUCUAGAACAAUUGGACGAGGAAGAAAUGUCUAAAGCAGAUGUAAAACCCGUUAGUACCGAUAACGCGAGUGUUUAUGAAGAAAAAGAGAGAGCCAAGGAAAAAGAGAAGGACAAAGAAAAGGAUAUAGAAGCUAAAGAUAAACAAGAAGAUAAAGAUAAAAAUUAUAUGCUGCACCUAGCUAUGCAUAAUAUAUUAUUACAAGGUAUUAUCGGGCACAUGGAUUUGAGAGAUGUUUAUAAAAAAACACAUUUGUUAAUGAAGGUUUUUUAUGGCGGAAAAAAUUACGAUGCAAAAUCGCAAACCGAACAUACAUCAAAAGAAAAUCUUCGUGACACCGGUGAAGUAACAGAAAAUCCAUGCAACGUAGAGGGGAAUUUUUUGAAUGAACUCCUCAAUUGUCAAACAUUAGAACAUGAUAUUCAGAAAGGUCUCAAAAAUUAUAGUAAUGUAGAUAAGAAAACCAAUAUGUAUACAGUUGGUAACGGACACGACAACACUAAAAAUGGAACGAAAAAGCAACAAGAACCAACAUUAUACAUAAAAACAAUCAUAGAAAUAAAUGACAGCAAGAACAUUGCUAAGGAAAAUGAUUCGAACUCAAGAGACAUCAGAGGACUUAUAAAAUUGAUAUAUAAUGGUAAAUCUGUUAAGUUUGACCGAAUUGAUGAUAUACAAUCAGCAAACGAUCAAAUUAAUCGCAUUGAAGAAGUAACAAUAAAAGAUGAACAUCAAUCAGAAGCUGUAACACAAACCAAUGUGAUUAAUACUACUAAAGAACAAUGGAGUUCUGAUACAUUGGUAAAAAGUAUGAUGGAAGCAUUAAUUAAGCAGAAACCGUAUAUACAUGAUCAUAAUCUGGACGCCUCUAAGGGAAAACGUCUAAAACGAGAAGCAAAUGGUUUUCACAAGAACCAUAACGAGAUAAAAAUUAAGCCACCACAUAAAAAAUCUAAACAAGACGAUGAUGAAUUAUUUAUAGAAAUAGAAACACAUUUUGAUGGCAAAGGUACGAAAGGUGAAAAGAAAAAAAAGAUAGUACGCAAUCUAAUAGAUAAAAUCCAAAAAGCUAUACGUAGUGAUUUAUUGCAUGGAAAUAAAAAGAUAGAAAAGUACUUAAAUAUCGCAAAAAGACAUCAAGAUCCCAUUGAAAGUAAGCGCGCUAAUAUAAUAGACCAUUUAAAAUUUACUCUAGGUAAUAUACAGCACAGACAAGUUAAUCCGAUUAGUAAAACUUCAUACAUACAACAUAUUUUAGAUAAGAAUGGCAAUAGUUGGAGGCGUAAAGAUUUGAUGCCAGCCUUUUUAUCCAUCGCGAAAUCAGUUAAUUCUGCCGAAUUGAGUAAAGUCCUGACUGACUUCGAUAACGUGGGUGAAAAUGGAAUUCCAGAGCGUUUCCAAAAUCCAAUGAAUGUAAAAUACAGAGAUGAAAUUAAUGUGCAGAGUGCAGAAAAUUCCUCAAUUUUCUUAAAAGAUAUCGAUGGAACCGGUUUUUCUAUUGGAAUUAAUCAAUAUGAAGGUGAACCUCCGGAUAAAGACAGCUUGCAACUGUUCAAUGGCUUAGAAAGUUUAAUUCGAGAAUUUCAUAAAAGAUACGAUAGUAAUUACAACAAUGAUACUGUAAUUCAAACAGAUUCAAGUAGUGAGAAUGAGCUAUUCACUAAUAGGGAACAGAAAAGUCUUAAUAACUUUCAUGGAAUUUUUAGGCGUUCCGUAGAUAAUAAAUCAAACCUAUAUCGAAACUUUCUUGAAAAACUGCUUUAUCCAUUUUAUACACAGAAUACACAAGUUGAAAAAUUAUUAUCCAAAAAUAAGCUUUACGAAAAUUGUUCUAACCCAAGUAUUAUCAAUAUAAUAUCUAAGCCUGUAAGGAUUAACGAUUUAUCCAUUGCCUUUAACAAUAAUAUUUUCAAUGAAAUAAGGCCUCUUAAAAAUUCAAAAUCUAUGAGUAUAUCUAGACGCAAAAAACGAUCGCUGAAAAUCAAAAAAAUAUCAAAUAUGAAUUCAAAAAUGAAAAUGAGUAAAUAUAUGAAUACCAAAACUAUCCCUAAGAAGCUUUUAUAUAUAAAUAAUAAACGACAUAAAAGAAAUGUCAAUAAAAUAAAAAUCAUCGCAAGAGAGAGGCAGGAACAAGAUGAGAAAUUGAGUAGUGAUAACAAAUUUUUAAUUGAUGGAGGAAAACACUUCUCGAAAAAUACUAAUUCUAAUCAAGACGAACCUGGACCUCUAGAAUCUUUACUUUUAGAUAAUACACACAAUAGCCAAGUGAAUCCAGUGGAAGAAGAUUUACCUUUUGGCUAUCCCGAUACGCCUUUUUUAAGUAAUACAUAUGAAAAAAACAAAUAUUACGAACCUCAUCUUAUGGAAAAAUAUCCACAUAUCAUAUUUGGAGAAAUGUCACCAUCGAAUGAAUAUACUAACGAGGAAUCAGAAACACAGCAGCCAAACAGAAUGCAAGAGAAAUUUAAUCAACGAAUUCAACCGAAACAUUCAGUUCCAUCUGAAAAUGUUCAAUUUAAGUUUAAUGAUAAUACCGGAAUCGCAGACAUUAUAGGUGCUCUAGUGCCCAAAUCGAAGUUCAAAUUGUCAGUUAAAUUAUCACCGAAAAAUAUAAGUGACAUGAAUACGGGGUUUAAAGAAAUACACACCAGUGUUAACAAGAGCUACAAUAGAAAUGGAGUGCAUUAUAUAACAGUUCUCAAUGUAUCACAAAUUUCUAAAAUAGAAAAUAUAAAUAAAACAUCGAGCAAUUCAAAUUCAAACUUAGCUAAGCUACCAAUAAAUGAAGCUCUGGCUACUAAUUUACAAGAAAGAGAAGACAAAAUGAAGAUUUUGCUACAUUUACACAAGAAACGAAUCGAUAAUCAACUAAAUAUCUUACAAAAAGAAAAAAAUGUUUUAGAAACCAUUAGUGAUAAUGACAAUAAUAUGUAUCAGAAUUUGAAAUUACUUAAUCACGAUACUAUAGAAUAUAAUGAAAGCAGUAUAGACAACCUUUUGAGAGAUAUUGAGAAACGUUUUGCAACAACCACAACAAAACAUAUUAAAAAUCCUACCGACAAAAUAGAACAUACAACUGAAAUGUUACAAAUUAUAAAAUUUAAUAGAAGAACAGCUCAAGAAACAACUGAGAAAAACGUACUCGUUGAAACUAUAAUACAAAACAACAACGUAACAAAAGAAAUUUUACAAAAAAUCAAUUUAAAUACUGGCCUACUUCAGAAAUUUCUUGAAAAAUUAUCAACUAGCUUGGUGGUUAAAGCAAAAGAGGCAGAAACUGAGAGAUAUAGAGAGAUAUUACAAGAUGACUGGAAAAAUUUCGCACCAAAUCGAAAGUUAUUUCAGAAGUCAGAAUUUCAAAACAGUACUCAUGAUAUACCGUUUGUCUACGGCUACCAAAAUAAGGCUUACAAUGCAAUAGCCAAUGUAAACAAUGCACCAAUAAGUCAAAAUCCAUCAGAAAAUAUGAUUGAAAACAAUUUAGUUUCGAAAUUUAAUAAAAGUAAAUUUUUUAUUGAUGAUUUAGAAAAGCCUGAGAUAUCUGCUACAAUAAAAGUAAAUGCUACUCAUGAUUAUAAAUUAAAUAUAGAUAAGUAGAUAAAUAAGGGACUUUGUUUGUGACUACUUAAAUAGAAAUUUUGUGUAAAUUGUUAUUUUAUUUAUAAC
This is a messenger RNA of Leptidea sinapis, 4161 nucleotides long. RefSeq names its product putative leucine-rich repeat-containing protein DDB_G0290503. Lineage: Eukaryota; Metazoa; Arthropoda; Insecta; Lepidoptera; Pieridae. The transcript has 6 exons. Bases 148 to 4092 code for a protein of 1314 amino acids. The record is from RefSeq and is a predicted model, not a curated record.